CACCUGCACGCUACGCAGGCGCAAAGCUUUUCUUUCCUCACAAAGACGGCGGGGGGUCGGGCCACGCAAAUAGAGUCAUCAUUCCGCUUCUAGGCGCAGAGGGGGCGGGGCCACGCAUGCGCCGUGAGGACGUGUGAGACUUAUUUCACGCGGGGAGAUGGUGACGUAAUGACAGAGGAGGCGGUGGUCAAAGAACGGAAGCCGGGAGGGAACGAGGGCGAAAGGGGACCCGGGCCAGGCUGGUGUUCAGAGUCUUGGCGGGGCUGGGGUUCCGAUGUGGUCCCCGGAGCGGGAGGCCGAAGUCCCGGCCGGGGGAGACCCGGCGGGCCUGCUGCCCCCCGAGUGGGAGGAGGACGAGGAGCGCAUGUCCUUCCUGUUCUCCGCCUUCAAAAGGAGUCGCGAGGUGAACAGCACCGACUGGGACAGCAAGAUGGGCUUCUGGGCGCCGUUGGUGCUGAGCCACAGCCGCCGCCAGGGGGUGGUGCGCCUGCGACUGCGGGACUUGCAGGAGGCCUUCCAGCGCAAGGGUAGCGUCCCGCUGGGGCUGGCCACGGUGCUGCAGGACCUGCUGCGUCGCGGGGAGCUGCAGCGGGAGUCAGACUUCAUGGCUAGUGUAGACAGCAGCUGGAUCUCCUGGGGGGUCGGAGUCUUCCUGCUGAAGCCCCUCAAGUGGACUCUCUCCAACGUGCUCGGGGAUAAUAAGGUUCCUGCCGAGGAGGUGCUCGUGGCUGUGGAGCUGCUUAAGGAGAAGGCUGAGGAGGUGUAUCGUCUGUAUCAGAACUCCCCUCUCUCCUCCCACCCUGUGGUGGCCCUGUCGGAGCUGAGCACCCUCUGUGUGGGCCCCUGUCCCGACGAGAGGACCUUCUACUUGGUGUUGCUGCAGCUACAGAAAGAGAAGAGAGUCACAGUCCUCGAGCAGAAUGGGGAAAAGAUUGUAAAGUUUGCCCGGGGGCCACAUGCCAAGGUCUCUCCUGUCAACGACGUAGAUGUUGGGGUGUACCAGCUGAUGCAGAGUGAACAGCUGCUCUCGCGCAAAGUGGAGUCCUUAUCCCAGGAAGCAGAGAGGUGUAAGGAAGAAGCCCGCCGAGCAUGCCGAGCAGGAAAGAAGCAACUGGCACUGAGGUCUCUCAAAGCCAAACAACGGACGGAGAAGCGCAUUGAGGCCCUGCAUGCCAAGCUGGACACUGUUCAAGGCAUCCUGGACCGGAUCUAUGCCUCCCAGACGGAUCAGAUGGUUUUCAACGCUUAUCAGGCUGGGGUAGGAGCCCUAAAACUCUCCAUGAAGGAUGUCACAGUGGAGAAGGCGGAGAGCCUCGUGGACCAGAUUCAGGAGCUGUGUGACACCCAGGAUGAAGUUUCUCAGACUCUGGCUGGUGGGGUAACCAAUGGCUUAGAUUUUGACAAUGAGGAACUAGAGAAGGAAUUGGACAUCCUUCUUCAGGAUACCACCAAAGAACCUUUGGAUCUGCCCGACAACCCCCAUGAGUUGUUUUAUACCAACAGUGUGCCUAUCCCUAGGAUCUCGGACGCUGAACUUGAAGCUGAACUUGAGAAACUGUCCUUAUCAGAUGGAGGUUUGGUCCCAAGCAGGAAAUCUCCAAAAAGGCAAUUGGAACCGACUCUCUAAGCCAUUGUUUGACCCUCAAGUGAAGGACCUUCCUAUAAAAGAGAGACCGGCUUGUAUGUGUGUACAUAGUUAUUUAAAUGGAAACCCUCAGAGGAGGAAGGAGAGCCGCUCUGAUUUAUCUGGAUGCUGCCACGUACUACAGGACAGAUCGUUUCUGGACGCGUGCUCCAGAGGCCUGCUCCCAGCUGGCUGUGGACCUGCCUGUCAUCUUUAUAGUGCCACAAUUUAUACAGUUCUGUGUUUGCCCUGUCGUCUCUCAUAGCCUGCAGUUCUUGCCGUUGGCUCAGUUAGGUUUGUCUUUACCCACCAAUGGAGGUGAAAGUUUUGCAGCUUUGCUAAAUCAAAAUCAGUCUUCUCCCCCCACCCCCACUGUUUCUUAGAGGAAUGUAUUCUGUCUGUAAGGUCAGUUAAGGAACUUGAUCCAGUCCCACUCUUCUUUCAUUGGUAAAGAGAAGAAUGAGAAUCAAACAGCUGCCACUUUAUGCAGAAACAUACAGUGUAAAAGGUUCUUUUCUAGGGUCAUUUGUCAAAUUCUCCAGGUGUUCAGAAAAAGAGGUCACCCUGAGUGGCUGAGAAGCAUGACAUGUGGAGGGAGCUUGUGUGGUGGUGGUCGCUGUUGCCUCUUCUAAGCAGGAAGAUCUGGCUGGAGAAAGGGUUAUUCUUGGACUUUUGAACUUGAAAGGGAGAAGCCCAGGUGACUGCAGGGCCCCAAGUGUCCAAAUCCCGUAUGCUUUUUUAAAGAGGCAUAAUCUGCCUUGCCCCAUCAUGGAAUAAUUUGAGACACAUAUAUCAGAACAAGCCACACAACAACACACCUCCCCUCCUUGAGCCCGACACAACAACAGGUUCUGUGAAUUUCAGUAGCAUUUUGCUCUGUGCCCACUGCUCAGGGCAGGGGACCUAAGCCAGGCUGUGCAAUAGAAGCAGAAGAUCAGGGCCUUCUGUUGGAUCUGCUACGUGCCUCCCAGUCCUGCUCUCCACCUGUCCCUGCCUCCUCGAGCCCCAUCUUCCUACUCCUUUGAUGAAUGGGGGAGGAUGGCGUAGUGGGACAGACAGGAGGGAGUCUGAAUGCUGUGGCAACAGGGAGAAGAGGAGGACAGCCACACUGCCACUUUGCUGCCACCAUGCAAGUCCUGCCUGGAGCCGCUCCUGGCCCCCCACCUGAGGUGGUGUGGGCGAGGGGAAGAGUUUGCCCCAGGCCAGGAGCUCAAAUCACCUUUCAACAAAUGUCUCUCCCACUGGACCUGGGUCAACUGAAAUGUAGGGAGGGAAGAGAUACAAUCACUAUUUUUUCUUUUUUAUCUGGUAAAUAAUUAAAAGAAAAAACCCAA
Messenger RNA from Myotis lucifugus (little brown bat), 2958 nucleotides. RefSeq names its product charged multivesicular body protein 7 (gene CHMP7). Gene Ontology annotation, cellular component: multivesicular body; ESCRT III complex; cytoplasmic side of plasma membrane. The record is from RefSeq and is a predicted model, not a curated record. The transcript is spliced from 10 exons. Gene Ontology annotation, biological process: late endosome to vacuole transport via multivesicular body sorting pathway; vesicle budding from membrane. Bases 275 to 1627 code for a protein of 450 amino acids. Lineage: Eukaryota; Metazoa; Chordata; Mammalia; Chiroptera; Vespertilionidae.